Carya illinoinensis is the source of this 1652-nucleotide messenger RNA. Its product is annotated as protein JINGUBANG. The transcript has a single exon. The record is from RefSeq and is a predicted model, not a curated record. The coding region runs from base 134 to 1444 and encodes 436 amino acids. NCBI's taxonomy places the organism in Eukaryota, Viridiplantae, Streptophyta, Magnoliopsida, Fagales, Juglandaceae. Gene Ontology annotation, molecular function: protein binding.
CCUUCAGUACUGCCUCGGACCUAUCGUCCGUCUACCUCCUCUUCAUUCACCGACGUUUGCACCCUUCCUCCUAUAUAUUCCCUUGCGCAAGUUUCCUUUUUGCUUUCUCCCUCUCUCUGUGAGCCCAGAAGGCAUGAGGCUCCUUCGACCAUGGCUAUCAAUCUGUUCCUCCACCAGCUGUACCACCACUGCAGAAGACUCCAAAAUUCCAUUCCCCAAAAACCGAACACCAUCCUCGAAUCUCUUAGCUUCGGAUACGAGCUCCUCCUCCUCCGAGAUUCCUAGUAGCGCCGCUUCAUCAUCAAACUCUAGCACCUCCACCAGCACCCUCCAAAGUCAUCUCUCCCUCCAAACACUUCCCUCUGUCCCUUCCCUCCAGAAAAUCUCCCCUGAAAGCCUAAGCACCUCCGUUUCUUACCUUUCCGUCGCCUCCAUUAAACCCCGUCCAUCCCUCCCUAUUACCUGCCUCGCCGUCCAUGGUAAUCUCCUCUAUGCCUGCUCCUCCCACGAAAUCAACGUCUACGACAGCACCACCUCCGCGCACCUCGAUGCAUUCAAUGGUCAGGAUCCCUCCUCCGGCUCCGUCAAGGCAGUUACUUUCUGCGACGGAAAAGUCUUCACUACUCACCAGGACUGUAAGAUCCGAGUCUGGCAGGCGCCGGCCACCAAAUCACACAAGCUGUUAGCUACUCUCCCCACCUUUAAUGACCGCUUAAGACGUUCCGUACUUCCUAAGAACUACGUCACCGUUCGUCGUCACAUGAAACGGCUCUGGAUCGAGCACACCGACGCCGUCACGGGCGUCGCCGUUAACAAUGGUUUGAUCUAUUCGGUCUCGUGGGACAAGAGCUUGAAGAUAUGGCGGGCUUCUGAUCUCCGUUGCGUAGAGUCCGUUAAAGCUCACGAAGACGCCGUCAACGCCGUGGCAGUAUCCGUCGACGGAAGCGUUUAUACGGGAUCAGCUGACAGGAGGAUCCGGGUUUGGGCCAAACCAUUUGGAGAGAAGCGGCACGCAUUGAUAGCGACGCUGGAGAAGCACAAAUCGGCGGUGAAUGCGUUGGCUUUAAACGGCGACGGAUUGGUGCUGUUUUCUGGUGCGUGCGACCGUUCGAUAUUGGUGUGGGAGAGAGAGGACAGCGCGAACCACAUGGUGGUGACGGGGGCAUUGAGAGGGCACGGCAAGGCAAUACUGUGCCUAAUCAACGUCUCUGAUACGUUGUUCAGUGGGUCUGCUGAUCGUACGGUCAGGAUGUGGCAACGCGGGAUUGAUGGGAGGUAUUGUUGUUUGGCUGUUUUGGAGGGACUUGAGAAGCCAGUGAAGUCUCUGGCUGCGAUUUCAGAAGGAAAGUCAAACAGUGUCAUAUCUGUGUUCGGUGGCAGUCUUGAUGGGGAGAUUAAAGUGUGGCAGGUCUCGGUUUCAAAUGUUAGCAGUCCAAUAUCAUGAUGUUAGCAGUCCAAUAUAAUAUCAUGAUGUUAGCAGUCCAAUGUCAUGAGAUUUUAAGAAGAAGUUAGAAAUUAAGAGUGAUUUGAAUUUUGAUUUGUAUAUAUUGUGCAAUUAUAGUUAUAAAAAUUAUAUAUAUCUAGAUAUAUACACACAAUUGAAGUGGCUCACUCGAUCGGUUUGGAUAUUGAUCAAUAUCAGGGUUCAUUCA